AUGGAGUACCGUUGGAAAUGGAAUCAGUUCCGACGUGGCUUCCAGAGUGGGAGCAUCAUCACGGGGAUGGCUGCAACCGACGACGGUGUUACGGCUGCGAUUACCGUGUCGACGACUUACACAAUGUCCGAGAGGAUUACCUUCCACAAAGACGUUGCUGACGGUGACGGCGGCGGCAGAAACAACGCCAACAAUCAAUCAAGUGAUCUGGUGAUUUCCGCCGAGCCCGAACAGUGGGUGUCUAAUGUGAAAUGCGGCACCUUGUUAAGCAUACUCAUCGUUACCCUGUGCUCGAACAUUUUCGUUCUGUGGGUCGUUUUCGUUAGGAAUCGAGUCCGGGAAAAACAACCGUUGUCGCGAGUCCAACUGUUCAUAGUGAAUCUUUCGCUGGCCGAUAUCCUAGUGGCCUUGCUGAAUAUUCUACCACAGCUUGCGUGGGAUCUCACCGGGAACUUCGAAGGAGGAAUCGUGCUCUGUAAAUUCGUCAAAUACGCUCAAGUCUUCGUCCUGUACUUGAGUACAUACAUCCUGACGGGAAUGUCUCUGGAUCGGCUUUUUUCGAUGAGGGCCAUCCAAGCUCAAUGGGAGACGAAAAUUUCUUCGGUGACGAAAAGCUGUCGGAAGCGCAAGCUCAAUCGACAUCAGUCUCAAAUAGGAUACCGCAAGCUGGCCAAGUUCAUUGUGGUCGUCGCCUGGGUUCUCUCGGCUGUGCUUGCCCUACCGCAACUUCUCAUAUUUUCUUAUUCCCGUGUCGAUUUCGGGACUACGGACAACUCGUCGAAAUUCGACUGCCUGGCGGAUUUUUCCUGGCAUCCUCGCGGUGUGGAAAUCUACGUCACCAGCUUUGUGAUAAUUAUUCUCGGACUGCCAGUUACUCUGAUGCUUUCCUGCUACGGAUACAUUUGCUAUAUCAUCUUCCGAAUGCAAAAGCGUCAUCCUUUAUCGUUAGCGACAAGAUCGCCGCAGCGGGUCUCCGACGCCGGGUUCCUGCAGAGCAGCCAACGCAUGUCUCUGGCCAAGGUUCGCAUGGUGAAGAUGACGUUCUCGGUGGUUCUGUGCUUCAUCGUGUGUUGGACUCCGUUUUGCGUCGCACAAUUACUGAUGGCUUACGCUCUGCCCGGUAGCAGUCAUGUCAGUCCUCUCCUCAUGGUGUUCCUACUGCUCGCUUCGUUGAACUCAGCCGUGAACCCUUGGAUUUAUGCUCUAUUCUGCAUCAGAGGUUUCUCAGUAUCGAAAGCGAAAGCUCCUCUCACCGUGAUAAGGCAAGUACUGGAAAGGGGAGAACGGUGGCUGACAAUGAUUUUGUGUCCCGAAGUUAUUUCGAGCGACGAGAGCGACCCGAUUUAUGGUGAUCCCGCCGUUUGUCUUUACAGCAGUUCCAGCUGUCCUGAGAGGAAAUCGCGCUCGGAAGAUAUUUCCGUCUCGGUGUAG
Messenger RNA from Galendromus occidentalis (western predatory mite), 1431 nucleotides. Its product is annotated as mesotocin receptor-like. The coding region runs from base 1 to 1431 and encodes 476 amino acids. Lineage: Eukaryota; Metazoa; Arthropoda; Arachnida; Mesostigmata; Phytoseiidae. Gene Ontology annotation, biological process: G protein-coupled receptor signaling pathway; cellular response to hormone stimulus. Gene Ontology annotation, molecular function: vasopressin receptor activity; peptide binding. Gene Ontology annotation, cellular component: plasma membrane. The transcript has a single exon. The record is from RefSeq and is a predicted model, not a curated record.